AUGCGCAGUCGGGCUGGGCCUCUCGGAGCAUGCGCAGUCGAGGCGCUGGAGGCUGGUGGGCGGGGCCUGGAGCCCCGCGAGGCCGCGUUCCCGGAAGUGUGGAGAGUCUCCGGCCGGUCAGCCGGUGACCCGCGUCCGGCGUCCCGGGAGCCGCACGUGGCUGCCCCGCCUCGGCCCGGGAGCGGCCACGUCGCCCUGGAGCCGCGGGUCUCGGUCGCGGAGGCCGUGUCGUCCCUGACCAUCGCGGACGCGUUCGUUGCGGCCUGUGCGGGCCCCGCCCCGCCGCGCCCCGCGCUCCCCAGCCGGUUCAUCUGCUCCUUCCCGGACUGCGGCGCCAGUUACAACAAAGCCUGGAAGCUAGACGCGCAUCUGUGCAAGCACACGGGGGAGAGGCCAUUUGUUUGUGACUAUGAGGACUGCGGCAAGGCCUUCACCAGAGACUACCAUCUGAGUCGCCAUGUCCUGACUCACACCGGAGAAAAGCCGUUCGUUUGUGAAGAUAAUGGCUGUAAUCAGAAAUUCAACACGAAAUCGAACUUGAAGAAGCACGUUGAACGCAAACAUGAAAAUCCACAGAAACAGUAUAUAUGCAGUUUUGAAGGCUGCACGAAGGCCUUUAAGAAGCACCAGCAGCUGAAGACGCAUCAGGGCCAGCACACCGGCGAGCUGCUCUUCAGGUGCACCCAGGAGGGAUGUGGGAAGCUCUUCGCCUCACCCAGCAGGCUGAAACGGCACGGGAAGGUUCACGAGGGCUAUCUGUGUCAAAAGGGAUGUUCUUUUGUGGCAAAAACGUGGACAGAGCUUUUGAAGCACAUGAGAGAAGCCCAUAAAGAGGAGGUCACCUGCGCAGUGUGCCAGAAGACUCUCAAGCGCAAAGACUACCUUAAGCAGCACAUGAAGACGCAUGCCCCAGAGAGGGACGUGUACCGCUGUGUGCGCGAAGGCUGUGGGAGAACCUACACAACCGUGUUCAACCUGCAGAGCCACGUUCUCUCCUUCCACGAGGAAGCGCGCCCCUUCGUGUGUGAGCACGCGGGCUGUGGCAGGACGUUCGCAAUGAAACAGAGCCUCAUGAGGCACAGCGUUGUGCACGAUCCCGACAAGAAGGGGAUGAAGGCCAAAGUAAAACUGCCUCGAGCAAGACGGAGCUUGGCCUCUCGCCUCAGUGGGUACUUCCCUCCUAAAAGGAAACAAGAGCCAGGCUCCUCCAUGCCCACAAGUGCAGAGUCCAGCAGCAGCCCGCAAGGCAAGAUGCUCCCGACAGCUGCAUCACUUACCCUCCACUAGGCACCCCUGGCCGCGUGAGCGACUCCAGGGCAGCCAGCAGGGCUUCUGCAGAGCCUGGGUUUGUUUAUUAAAAUCACUGACACAGAACGUCUGA
Molecule: messenger RNA, 1381 nt
Organism: Peromyscus leucopus (white-footed mouse)
Lineage: Eukaryota; Metazoa; Chordata; Mammalia; Rodentia; Cricetidae
Gene: Gtf3a
Product: general transcription factor IIIA
Exons: 9
Coding region: 1-1287 (428 amino acids)
Cellular component (GO): nucleus
Source: RefSeq, a predicted model, not a curated record